Molecule: messenger RNA, 1420 nt
Organism: Owenia fusiformis
Lineage: Eukaryota; Metazoa; Annelida; Polychaeta; Sabellida; Oweniidae
Source: the annotation of a GenBank genome assembly
GGUCUAACGAGUGUCACAAAUAAUCUGCCGUUCUUUCUCGUGGGGUCAAAAUUCCAACUUUCAUAUUUUCAGUGAAUUGUCCCUAAAUUACACCAUGGCAUUCGCAACUAGUGCAUUGGUAAGAUCAUUGAGCACAUCAGCAUCACGCCAAGCAGCCAUAAAGCAUGUAACUGUCAUUGGAGGAGGUUUGAUGGGAACCGGAAUCACACAGGUGGCAGCACAGAGUGGACACAACGUAACCAUGUGUGAUGUGUCUGAUGAUAUUGUGCAGAAAGGCCUGGCUAGAAUUCAAGACAGUCUAAAACGAGUAGUAAAGAAGAAAUACAAGGAUGAUCCAACUGCUGGACAGAAGUUCUUUGACAGUACUAUGGAGAACAUUAGAAUUGACACAAAUGUUGAACGAGUUGCUGCAAGCACUGAUCUCGUCAUUGAGGCUAUUAUAGAAAACCUUGACAUCAAGCAGAAACUGUUUAGCUCUCUAGAUAAAGUAGCACCACAACAUACAAUAUUUGCCAGUAACACAUCAUCAUUGCCCAUCAAAGACAUAGCUUCAACCUGUGAACGUCAGGACAGAUUCGGUGGCCUGCAUUUCUUCAACCCAGUACCUGUGAUGAAGCUUGUAGAGGUUGUACGAUUUGGUGCUACAAGCAAUGAGACAUUCCAAAGUUUAACAGACUUUGGCCAAGCUGUAGGCAAGACAACAGUCAGUUGUAAGGAUACUCCAGGGUUCAUAGUUAACCGCCUUCUCGUGCCCUAUAUGAUGGAAGCCGUGCGUAUGCUAGAAAGAGGUGAUGCAAGUGCUAAAGACAUCGACGUUGCUAUGAAAUUAGGGGCAGGAUAUCCCAUGGGUCCAUUUGAACUUACAGAUUAUGUUGGCAUUGAUACUUGUAAAUUUAUAAUGGAUGGAUGGCAUGAGCUUGACCCCGACCAGCCACUCUUCAAGCCCAGUGAGCUGGUGAACAAACUGGUCGCAGAGGGAAAACUUGGAAUGAAAUCUGGAGAGGGAUUCUAUAGUUAUAAGAAAUAAAUCAACCUGAUAGGACUGACACAGAAUGGACUGUACAAUGCAAUAAAAGUGUUAAGUUUUCAGAGAUUGGACUAUGCAAUUGGGUUAGAUAUAAGUUAUCUCAAAUACACUUACAGAAAUACAGUUAUCUGAUACCGGUACUAUUUAUUUAAAUAAUUAUGAUUAAAUGAUGAACACAAUGCAUGUAAAUUCCUUCAAUUCAAGUUUAUUAUCAGUAUUAUUGUACCUGUUGCUAUAUCCACAACACUAUACCAUGUUUCCAUGGUAAUAUUGUAUGUACAUGUAGGACAUGCCUUGUACUUGUAAAUAUUGACAAACCAAAAAUAAUUGUAUUUUGUAAUAAAUUGCAAAGGUUAUAUUGAAAAUAAAAUUUAAAAUGAUGAAUCACUAUUA